CUCUCCAGACAUCAUCGCAUUGUUUCUGCAAACAGAACCAGUGCUGCAUUGUUCCCCCCAAUGGCUACGGGAGGCCGACCAUUGCCUAAGUUUGGAGAGUGGGAUGUGACGAACCCUGCCUCAGCUGAAGGAUUUACUGUUAUAUUUAACAAGGCAAGAGAUGAGAAGAAGAUCAAAAAGUCCAAUGCAGCUGCUGUACAACUGGUUUCUCCACGAAGGUCAGAGGUUGAUUACUCUAAGAAAGAAGACUACAAAUUUCAUCCCAAGAAAAAGUGGCUUUGCUGCGCAUUUGGUUGAAUCUGCUCAACUUAUAAAUUGAUUAAUUAACUUGGCAGAGGUAUUCUUAGAUGCGGCGUUUCUUUAUCAGUAUCCCUGGCUUACUACUGCUGGAGCACUAAAUUGUGUGAUCUUUUUUUUUUUUUUUUUUUUCUCCUUUUCUUUCUCCUUUUUGUUUUAUGAUUACAUUCUGGAGUAUUUUUUUUAGGGUGAUCUUGUGGUACAUUGAAGAAACCAUACACCCUUCAAUCUUAAUGGUUGGAAAGGUGUUGAUACUUGAAGGUACCAUUAAAAGAACUCUUUUCUCCUUAAUUAACAGAAAGAAAAUAAUGGAAUGAUAUAGAGGAACAUUCCUUCCUUGUAUGGAAA
This is a messenger RNA of Carica papaya (papaya), 645 nucleotides long. Its product is annotated as RPM1-interacting protein 4 (RIN4) family protein. Gene Ontology annotation, cellular component: plasma membrane. Lineage: Eukaryota; Viridiplantae; Streptophyta; Magnoliopsida; Brassicales; Caricaceae. The record is from RefSeq and is a predicted model, not a curated record.